AUGAGGUGGUUCAACAGCUUGAAAACGGACUCCAUAGAUUCCUAUAAGCAGCUCACCCAAGCCUUUGGCUCUCGUUUCAUUAUGAACAGUAGGGCUCCUCUGCUUCUAAGUUUAUUGUUGUCAUUAUCCAUGCGUGAGGGAGAAACUUUAAAAGCAUACUCGGACAGAUACUGGGAAAUGUACAAUGAGAUGGACAACAACUUUGACGACGUCGCCAUCGAUACUUUUAAAAUUGGUCUCCCCAUCGAGCACAGUUUGAGCAAAUCCUUGACUGGUAAGCCUGUCACCAGCGUUCGUCAAAUUAUGGAUCGGAUUGACAAAUACAAAAGGGUGGAAGAGGACCAACUGCAAGGGAAAGGAAAGGAGAAGAUCACCCCUCAAAAGAGGAAUGAUUUCAGGUCGGAACGAUACAACAAUAACCAGCCGAGGAGAGAUUUCGCAGGGCAAUCAGGAUCAGCCAACAUGUAG
Molecule: messenger RNA, 468 nt
Organism: Quercus lobata
Lineage: Eukaryota; Viridiplantae; Streptophyta; Magnoliopsida; Fagales; Fagaceae
Exons: 1
Coding region: 1-468 (155 amino acids)
Source: RefSeq, a predicted model, not a curated record